Molecule: messenger RNA, 1777 nt
Organism: Wasmannia auropunctata (little fire ant)
Lineage: Eukaryota; Metazoa; Arthropoda; Insecta; Hymenoptera; Formicidae
Product: myosin type-2 heavy chain 1-like
Exons: 7
Coding region: 254-1510 (418 amino acids)
Biological process (GO): DNA damage checkpoint signaling; DNA repair
Source: RefSeq, a predicted model, not a curated record
UUAAAGUGAGGCAGGCAUCUCCAAGCUGCAUGGCUGUCAUUCUCGCACUACUGUUGCACAGUUCGGCCAUCCCCACUACCCCAAGGCUCACUCCAGUAUGUUCUGUAUGUUAUAUAUCUCACUGGUUAGUGGUUUAAUGGUUUAUAAUUUUGUUGUUGAGGUUCGAGUGAGGAUAGACGGUUAUGCGAAUAAUGUUACAAUAGUGAAUUGUUAAUUAUUUGCUUCUUAUAAUGCUCAAUAGUUUGGUAUCACGAUGUUUAAACGAUUUGAGGAGACAAUAAUGGAUGAUUAUCGUAUGCCUGCGAAACGUGCAAAAUUUGACAUUUCUAGUAAGAAUCGCAAAACACAAGAAGAGAUCUCUACAAAUAGAAAUGCUCAGAAUGAUGAUCUUUGGGGUGAUGAUUUCGACGAAGAAGAUAUAGAGGAAAUGGAUCUGAUCGCAUCUCAAGCUUGUGUACAGGAAGUUAACGUGAAGCUAUUUGAACAUGAUUUGAAUUCAAUAAAAUCAGGCUUUUCGGAAAGAACUGCUAUUGUCUGUAAUGAAACGUCAUGUUCAAAAUUAUCACAGAUUAACCCUAAUGUAUAUGUGAAAAAGAACAUACAGAGUACGACUCAAAAUAAUCAGGAUAUAAUGGAGAUUAAUUAUUCUCAGUUCAAAAAUAAAUUAAUAGAUAAAAAAGAUCAUAACUCAACUUUCCAAAAGGGCAAUAAUUUCAUUGUACAUGAUGAAAAGGAAUUGGAAAAAUUAAGAACUGAAAAUAAAAAAUUGUUGAAUGAUUUUACAACCAAAGAGGGUGAAACUGUAUUUCUGCGGCAGCAACUACAACAAACUCAGUUGCGAGUUGAAAAUGAGAAAUUAGAAAAGAUGCGUUUAAUUGAAGAACAAGCAAAUCGUCACAGAUCAGAGAUUAACAAAAUUUAUAAAGAAAAAGAGCAGUUAAAAACACAAUUAGAAUUACAAAAUUUAGAAAUAGGAAAUCUUCAGGAACGUUAUAAAUUGUUAGAAUUUGGAAAUAUUAAAUUGAGAGAACCACAAAUAUUAUACACGAACACUUCUGUUGAUAAAUGCCAAUAUACUAUUCCAUUAAGUCGGACCACGAAUAUAAAUAGGAAUUUAAAAAUGAAAGAAGCAUGUGUACAAGCUAAUGUUUACAAGAAAAAUGAUUAUCAACUCAAGACAAGAUAUAAUACUUGUAUAUAUUUUCCUUUUGCAAGAAUUUCAGAGUUAAUGUUUGAAGCAUCACUACCAGAAAAAUCUAUUGUUAAUAUUAAAGUCAUAGAAAAGACUGGAAGGAGAAAUUUACCCAUUUUGCAAGAAGAGGAAACAUGUAGAAUUUUUGAAAAUCCCGAAUUAGUAAAACCAAUAGUUACUAUAGUAGACGGAAGAAAAUUGACAACAGAAUUUGUUUUACUUGAGAUUGCAGUCAUUGAAAGAAAAAUUAAUACCGAGAUAGAAUCAGAAAGAUGUAUACCAAUAAUUAACAAAGUAUAUAAAAAUAUCAAUAUUUGAAUUUACAAUAUUUACAUAGAAUUAUGAUACAAAUCAUUAGAUUUAUAAUUUAUAUACAUGUGUAUAUGAAUUAUAUAUAUACAUACAUACACAUAUAUAUACAUAUAUAAUAAUAUAUCGUAUAAUGUAUAUAUGUAAAUUUGUGACAUAUACAGGGUGUCCGGUAAAUCGUCUGCAAUACUUCGGGACACAAAAACAAGGAGAAAAAGUUAGAUAAACAUAAGUCCGGAAAUAAGUCGUUUCCGAGUUAUAACGACUUUUAUGUUU